AUUAUGCCUAGUUUUGCUGUAUUACUAUCAUGGCUGUCUUGUACAUUUUUCUCCUAUUCUUUUUUAUUUUAAAUAUGGAGGCCAUGACUUCAGCCACUCUAGAAGAUUAUCAUCAAUUGAAUUUACCAACAGGAGUUGUUGGCCCUGAAAGUCUUGCUUUUGAUUGUAAUGGCCAAGGGCCUUAUACUGGUGUGUCAGAUGGAAGAAUUUUAAGAUGGAAUGCAUCAAAUCAAGAUUGGGUUGAGUUUGCUAUUACAUCACCUAAUAGGGAUAGAGUGUUAUGUGAUGGAACAAAUGACCCUAAUAGAGAGCCACAAUGCGGCAGACCACUAGGUCUAAAGUUUCAUCCCAAAACUUGUGAACUUUAUAUAACGGAUGCUUAUUUUGGAUUGAUGAGAGUUGGAUCAAAUGGUGGAAUUGCUACUCAACUUGCAAAUUCAGCUCAAGGAACUUCUUUCAAAUUUCUUAAUGAUUUAGAUAUCCAUCCUACAACUGGAAUUGUCUUUUUCACAGAUAGCAGUCUUCGCUAUCAAAGAAGGGACUUUUUACAGAUCAUUAUAAAUGGAGAUAGCACUGGACGGCUCCUGAGAUUUGACCCAACUACCACACAAGUGAGCGUAUUAUAUAGUGGGUUAGCAUUUCCAAAUGGCAUUGUUCUAUCAAGGGAUAAUACUUAUCUCCUUGUAGUUGAAUCAACAAAAUAUCAAAUUCUAAAAUUCCCACUUACUAGAUUUGAUAUAGGAGUCCCAUAUUUUUUUGCUAAAGUGGAUAUGUUCCCUGAUAAUAUCAGAAGGAAUGGUCAAGGAAACUAUUGGGUCGCAAUGAACACACUAAAGGUAGGAUACUUUGACGAGUUAUUGGGUGUGUUGUUUGAUGAAAAUGGAAGAGCAAUUCAAGUUAUGAAUGGUGAUGGUGGUGAUACUCUUGAAUUUGUAAGUGAAAUUGAAGAGCAUAAUGGAAGAAUGUGGUUUGGAUCACCUAUACAACCUUAUGUUGGUACCGGAAUGAAUUUUUAUAUUUAAUUUUUAAGUAAAUAUACUAGAGAGAGAGAGAGAGAGAGAGAGAGAGAGAGAGAGAGGAGAGCAUGAUCUAAGGAGAGAAGGGAACGAAUCGCAAGCUUUAUAUUCGGAAAUUGUCAUUAUGUAAUACAGAAAUGUGCACUAUCAUGAAUCGAAAAAUGUGGAGGUAUUUUUGUAAAUACAUUCAACUUUUUCGUCCACUUGAGUUGUACGUUAUUAUAAUCAUAAUUGUCCAUCAUUUCAAGACAUGCUCAUUUCACCCGGGAAGAAAUUAUCUCACCAGAAUUAGACCCUAUAUAUAACUCCUUUAUGAAAUGGCAUACAUGUUU
Messenger RNA from Cuscuta europaea, 1348 nucleotides. The record is from the annotation of a GenBank genome assembly. Lineage: Eukaryota; Viridiplantae; Streptophyta; Magnoliopsida; Solanales; Convolvulaceae.